This is a messenger RNA of Closterium sp. NIES-65, 1053 nucleotides long. The record is from the annotation of a GenBank genome assembly. Lineage: Eukaryota; Viridiplantae; Streptophyta; Zygnematophyceae; Desmidiales; Closteriaceae.
AUGGCGCAUGUGGGGCAUGUAACCAGCAGGGUGUUGCGCGGUAGGACAGCGCUUGCUGCGCAGUCUAUCAUGAGUCGCAUGACGCGCUGUGGCGCGCUCAUCCAUCCUCGUUUUUGCAUGGCAGAGAUUGCCAUCCAGCAAGGCAUGGACCUGCUGUUUGGGCCGGAGGUGGCGCACGUGACGAGCGACGAGCAGGCCAUAUUCAUCGACCUGCCCGCCAACAUGCUGGGUUGCUUCCUUCUGGGCAUGCUGGGGGUGGUGUUCCUGCCAGCCCUGCUCAAGCACUCGCGGCACCUGGCAAUCGGGUUGGUGGUGGGGCUGUGUGGCGGCAUCUCCAGCUUCGCCACGUGGAACCAGCGCAUGCUCGCCAUCGCCACUGCCGGCCUCUGGGUCCGCGCCCUCUUCGGCUACUUCGCAGGUUCGGUGCUGCCCAUCAUCUCCCUUGUCGUGGGGGCAGACACCGCCCAUAACCUCCGCUCUCUCCACUCCUACCUCUCCCACCGCACCCCUUCCCCACACUCCACCCCCUCCCCUUCUCUCCUUCCAACCACCACUCCCACACUCCCUCCCUCCUCUCCUCCAAACCCCCCUUCGCCCUCACAUCCCCCCUCCCUCUCGCACCCCCCCUCCCCCAUUCUCUCCCCACCAUCACCCGCUCGCCGCCACCUCAUCCCCAUGCUGCUGUGUGCACUUGUCCUCUGGGCGGCUGCCAUCACCGGCGCCGUGCUCGCCGCCGCACACAGCGCCAGCCUGCAGGCCUUCUGCCUGGCCUGCGCGCUCGCCCCCCUGGGCACGUGCCUGCGCUGGUCCCUGCUGCCCCUCAACGGGGCUGGCCUCGGGCUGUGGUUCCACGGGGCCACUGGGAGGGGGAAGGGAGCGAGUGAAGCGGCUCGCAGUGGGGUUGGAGGGAAGAGGAAGUGGGAGGAGGGUGCGGGUGCAGCUGCAUGGAUGCCGUGGGGGACUCUUACAGUUAACGUGGGGGCUGCUGCUUUGGAAGCUGCAAUUUCAGUGGUGUAUGUCGCGGUAUGUACCUACCAUGCUUGCUUCUCUUGA